Nannospalax galili (Upper Galilee mountains blind mole rat) is the source of this 2444-nucleotide messenger RNA. It is a transcript of the gene Ubox5, whose product is annotated as U-box domain containing 5. Gene Ontology annotation, molecular function: ubiquitin protein ligase binding; ubiquitin-ubiquitin ligase activity. The transcript has 6 exons. Gene Ontology annotation, biological process: protein polyubiquitination. The record is from RefSeq and is a predicted model, not a curated record. NCBI's taxonomy places the organism in Eukaryota, Metazoa, Chordata, Mammalia, Rodentia, Spalacidae. The coding region runs from base 327 to 1934 and encodes 535 amino acids. Gene Ontology annotation, cellular component: nucleus.
GAACCUUGUGGGUUUUGUUGUUAUUGUUUUUAACCCCCUUGUGAAGGGAAGAUCGUAACCCCGAUAGAGUAGGUGUUUCUAACCAGACUCUAGCGCUUUGAGCUGCAGCUAAUCGAGGACUUGGGAAGGGUGAAAAUCCACCCCAACUGCUCAGGUGCUGGCAUGCAGUGUGACCUGCAGCAGUUGCAACAGAGACCAGGCAGGAGGCAAGAGGUGGCACCUAGGCUGACACUGAAAAGAAUAUAAUGUGGAUGGACUGAACAGCCUCUGUGGAUAUUCCCUCAGGCUGUUUCUGAUACUUGGAAGCUAUCAUUUUAGCCACAAAGAUGGUAAUAAAUCUUUGCCUCCCACAAUUCAGACCAAGAAUUCACUGCAACAAGGUGUCAGCUGAUGGUUAUGAAGUGGAAAAUCUCAUCUCUGAAGACUUCAUAAAGCGAAGCCGUGGCUUUAGGACAGAGUAUUUCAUUAGGCCACCAGUCUAUGUGACAGUUUCCUUUCCCUUUAAUGUGGAAAUCUGUAGGAUUAACAUAGACCUCUCAGCUCGGGGAGGCCAGAAUGUCACUGGCCUGGAAAUAUAUACAUCUGUCUCAUCUAGCAGAACCUCUUGGGACCCACACGAAUGCCAGACUACAGGCACGAUGGCGCCAUCUGCCCCAGAGAAGGAGGCGUUCACCUUGGUAGGCAAAGUCUUACUGAAAAACCAGAGCCAAGUGUUAUUUAGCCACAGGGGCUUCAAGGCCAGGCCGCCUUUUAGCUCAAUGGAAGUCACUCUCCCCUCUCCUACUGUUGUGGCCCAGGAACUCUGGAAUAAAGGGACUUUUUCCCUUAGCCAUGUGGCCCACCUCAAGAUCUGUAUUACCCAUGUGACAGGCAGUGCCAUCUCUUGCAUCAAGCAUUUAGAGGUAUGGGGUCAGCCAGCCAAGACCUGCUCUCAGGAGGUGAUAAAUAAUGUCUUGCUAGUAGCUUCAGAGAACCUGCCUCAGAACUUGGGUCUGCACACUCCAGCCUUACCCAUGGAGAGUGACUGUGACCCUGGGGGUCAGUCUGAGGGCCAGCAGGCUCCCUGUAUCUUGCAGGAGCUGACUGAGGUGAUUCACGAUGUGCCAGAGGAGUUCCUGGAUCCCAUAACCCUAGAGAUCAUGCCCUGCCCCAUGCUGCUGCCCUCAGGCAAGGUCAUUGACCAGAGCACUCUGGAGAAGUGUAACCUCAGCGAAGCUGCUUGGGGCCGAGUGCCUAGUGACCCUUUCACAGGGGUAGCCUUUACUCCACAGUCUCGGCCCCUACCCCAUCCUUCCCUGAAGGCCCGGAUUGACCAUUUCCUGCUCCAGCACUCUAUUUCUGGCUGCCACCUGCUUGGGAGAGCACAAAGUACAUCAACAGUGACUCCUUCUAUCAUUGCCCUGCCUUCAAGGAAAAGGAAGGUAGAGCAGGCUGAACACACUCCCGACAACAGACUUGACAUGAAUGCUUCCUCUGGCUCACCCACUACCUCAGAGCCCACUGCAAAGAAAAUGAAAGCCCCCAGUGAGCUCAGCCUGAUGCACAUGGACUGUUCAACAGCAGGUCCUAUGUCCCAUGAACAGAAGCUGUUACAAAGCUUGGAAAUUGCCUUGACUUCCACCCUUGGCUCCAUGCCCUCCUUUACAGCCCGGCUCACCAGGGGACAACUCCAACAGCAGGACACACAAGGGAAUAGUGCUUCCAGGAGGCCAGACACCAACUCCGAGCAGCCCAGGAGUGUUGCUGGCCUAGCGUGUGCCUCCUGCAAAAGAGCAUUUUCUCCCUACUUCAGAAAGGAGCCCGUGUAUCAGCUGCCCUGUGGCCACCUUCUGUGCCGACCCUGCCUGAGUGAGAAGCAACGUUCCCUGCCCAUGAUGUGCACAGCUUGCCAGCAGCCAGUCACCAGCCAGGAUGUGCUGCGGGUCCACUUCUGAGUGACCAGCCUCAACCAGAGAAGCCCCAUUGCUGGCAAGAGCUGGGGAUAGGGAGAGCAAGAGCAGGAUCCCAGUGCCUCUGUAGCCUGGUUUGUGGCAGGCACGGACCUGCCUUUUCUCUCCUGGGCCUUAGCACCUCAUGGUUGUAAUACAGGGAUUGGGUUGGGACACUGCUCCUGCUCAAGCAGCAAAAGGAUAAUAAAGCCAUAGGCUGGGCUGGGGGAGAGAUCCCUGCUCUCCCUGUCCUCCCUUGCCGCUUCCCAACCAGAGCCAGCCCCAACUGAGCAGAAGCACCCCUCCUGAGGGCUCCCAGGUUACCUGUAUUCAGACCCUUCUAGCAGGGCUUUGUGGAUAGAGCUCAGUGGACUGUGACUUGGGACUUCACACAGCCUUCUCUGCCUUGGGGUCACUGAGAAGUGGACUAUAGUAGGGGUUGUAGAGCACAUGACUGAGCCACCUGUACCCCCACCUCUGCAGACACUUGGAGCCUUAAUAAAGAGAUAGUUGACA